UUCAUCUGAGGCAAACAGGGCCAGGCGACAGUCGGGUCGGGAGGACAAGGGCGAGCGUGUCGUGAGAGAGCGAGAGAGUAGAAGAGAAGAAAGUCAGGCUUCUGUCCCGUCGACCGCGUUACAUUUGAUCAGACAGUCGAGCCUCAGGGGAGCGGAGAGAAGAAGCGCGCAGUGAUGAUGACCCAGGUGGAGACCACGGUGCACUAUGAUAACGGCUACGAGUACGAGUACAUGAACCAGGAGGAUGAGUGGGACCGGGACAUGCUCCUCGACCCCGCCUGGGAACAACAGCAGAGGAAAACAUUCACCGCCUGGUGCAACUCCCACCUGAGGAAAGCUGGGACUCAAAUUGAGAAUAUCGAGGAGGACCUCAGAAAUGGACUGAAACUCAUGCUGCUUCUGGAAGUUAUCUCAGGAGAGAGGUUACCCAAGCCAGACAGAGGGAAAAUGCGAUUUCAUAAGAUUGCAAAUGUCAACAAAGCGUUAGAAUUCAUCACAAGCAAAGGAGUGAAACUCGUCUCCAUCGGAGCUGAAGAGAUCGUGGACGGUAAUGUAAAGAUGACUCUUGGGAUGAUCUGGACUAUCAUCCUCCGCUUUGCCAUCCAGGACAUCUCUGUGGAGGAAACAUCUGCCAAGGAAGGUCUUCUCUUGUGGUGUCAGAGAAAGACUGCUCCCUACAGGAACGUCAACGUCCAAAACUUCCACAUCAGCUGGAAGGACGGCCUGGCCUUCUGCGCCCUGAUCCACAGACACCGACCCGACCUCCUCGACUACUCUAAGCUCAACAAGGAUGAUCCUCUGGGGAACCUGAACCUGGCUUUCGACAUAGCCGAGAAACACCUGGAUAUUCCCAAAAUGCUGGAUGCAGAAGAUAUCAUCAACACCCCCAAGCCCGAUGAAAGAGCCAUCAUGACCUACGUGUCCUGCUUUUACCAUUGUUUUGCCGGAGCUGAGCAGGCAGAGACGGCCGCCAACAGGAUCUGCAAGGUGCUCGGUGUGAACCAGGAGAACGAGAAAAUGAUGGAGGAGUACGAGAGACUGGCCAGCGAGCUGCUGGAGUGGAUCCGCCGCACCACCCCCUGGCUGGAGAACCGGACUCCGGAGAAGACCAUGGCGGAGAUGCAGCGCAAGCUGGAGGACUUCCGGGACUACAGGCGUCAGCAUAAGCCCCCCAAAGUGCAGGAGAAGUGCCAGCUGGAAAUCAACUUCAACACCCUUCAGACCAAGUUGCGCAUCAGCAAUCGCCCUGCGUUCAUGCCCUCCGAGGGGAAGAUGGUAUCUGACGUAGCCAGUGCAUGGCAGGGGCUGGAGCAGGCAGAGAAAGGCUUCGAGGAGUGGCUGCUUACGGAGAUCCGCCGCUUGGAGAGGCUGGACCACCUGGCGGAAAAGUUUCGCCAAAAAGCCACCAAUCACGAGACCUGGGCCAGCGGCAAAGAGCUGAUCCUCUCCCAGAAGGACUAUGAAAGCGCCACCCUCACAGAAAUCAGAGCACUGCUUCGAAAACACGAGGCCUUCGAGAGUGACCUGGCAGCGCACCAGGACCGAGUGGAGCAGAUCGCCGCCAUCGCACAGGAACUCAAUGAGCUGGACUACCACGACGUGGCUGCUGUGAACGAACGGUGUCAGAGCAUCUGUGACCUGUGGGAUAAGCUGGGAACCCUGACUCAGAAGAGGAGAGAGUCCCUGGAGCGCACCGAUAAGCUGCUGGAGACCAUUGAUCAGCUGUUCGUGGAGUUCGCCAAGAGGUCCGCCCCUUUCAACAACUGGAUGGAGGGCGCCAUGGAGGACCUGCAGGACAUGUUCAUUGUGCAUACGAUUGAAGAAGUCCAGAGUCUAAUGGCGGCUCACGAGCAGUUCAAAGCCACUCUUCCCGAGGCGGAUGCUGAGAGACAGGCCAUCUUGGGAAUUCACAAUGAGGUGCUGAAGAUUUCCCAGAGUUACGGGAUCAAGGCCAACAUUAUCAACCCAUACAGCACCCUCUCAACCGAAGAGCUUCUGAACAAAUGGGAAAAGGUGAAGAAGCUAGUUCCUCAGAGGGAUGGUGCCCUCCAGGAGGAGAUGGCAAGUCAGCAUGCCCACGAAAGGCUGAGACGACAGUUUGCUGCACAGGCUAAUCUCAUUGGACCCUGGAUACAAACCAGGAUGGAGGAAAUUGGGCACUGCUCCCUGGAGAUAGGAGGCACCCUGGAGGACCAGAUGACACAGCUGAAGCAAUGUGAGCACGUCAUUGUUGCUUACAAGCCCAACAUCGACAAGUUGGAGGGAGACCACCAGCUAAUCCAAGAGUCCCUGGUGUUCGACAACAAACACACCAACUACACCAUGGAGCAUAUCCGCGUCGGGUGGGAGCUGCUCCUCACGACCAUCGCACGGACCAUCAACGAGAUCGAGACCCAGAUCCUGACCCGGGAUGCCAAAGGCAUCAGCCAGCAGCAGAUGAAGGAGUUCAGAUCCUCUUUCAACCACUUUGACAGGAAGAAAAAUGGAGCAAUGGAGACCGAUGACUUCCGAGCCUGCCUCAUCUCUAUGGGUUAUGACUUGGGGGAGGUGGAGUUUGCCCGUAUAAUGAUCCUGGUGGACCCCAAUGGUACUGGGAACGUCUCCUUCCAGUCUUUCAUUGAUUUUAUGACUAGAGAGACUGCUGACACGGACACCGCCGAUCAGGUUGUGGCGUCCUUCCGGAUCCUCGCAACUGACAAGCCCUACAUAUUGGUGGAGGAGCUGAGGAGAGAACUUCCUCCCGAACAAGCAGAGUACUGCAUCAUGAGGAUGCCGCCUUACUCCGGCCAUGGAGCACCACCAGGGGCGCUGGACUACACGGCCUUCUCCACCGCUCUCUAUGGAGAGAGUGACCUUUAACCGACUAGAAACACCCCCUGUGUACCUAACCACACCCUCCAUCUCUUGAUGAAUUCUAAAGAAUAUCAAAUAUAAAUCUGUUUAGUUUAAUGUUUGUGACCGCACCAGAUUAUUUGAUUUCUGACAUUGGACAAUUGUCUUGGUUCUCCUCUUCUGCCCAUUUUGAAUUAGAAAUGUCCCCUAAACAAAUUGAAACUGUUUUAAAUUGUUUUUAAACUGUUUUUUAAACACAAGAGAAACAACGCCUUCUGUGAUGAAGAAACACCUAGAAGAGAAAUUGACUCCAAUAGAAUAGACACUGAGUAGUGAGCCAACAGAAUCAUGGUAUUGCUUUAUUUUCAGUUGAAGACCUGUUUUAUCUAGAAGCGGCUCUUCACAGUGCCUCCUUUUUGGGAAAACAUGCAUCUGAAUAAGGAUUUUGAGAUGCUUUAAAUAAAAUUAGAAAGAAGCGGUUUUGAACCUGCUGCCACGCAACAAGAAACAGUGUAGAAAAUGGUAUUUCCUAAAGUCUAAAUAUAAAUAUACAAUAACAAGCCACAGAGAGAAAGAAUUGCCACAUGAUUGAUAGUGAUGUUUACUAUUGCUAAGUGGUUUAAAGGCAGAUAACACAUACAAUUAAAUGUGCAGUAUUUGAGUAUAUUGUUUUUCCAUUAAAAAAUGUUUUAGGCAAACAAACUUGUUAAUGCUGACAUGCCUAAGAAAAUACACAUAAGGCAAUAAAGAUCAAAUGAAGCAGCACCAUAUUUUCCCAUCUUUUUGCUGUAUUCCUGUGCUGAAGUUGGUUUCCCUUGACCCAUUCAAAACCUUUUUUUUUUCAAUCAUACAUGAUUUGUCCACUGUUUUAAAUAAACUCUCCUUAACAAACUAUACUAUCCUACUGAAAUGGAGUAUUUAACAAUUCAGUAGUCUGAAUUUUUACAAAAUAUGCUUGUUAUAUACUAAUGUAUAACACUAUUUACUCAUGCAAAUGAUUCUGAUAAAUACAAUUGACUGAUACUGAUUAAAAAACAUAAUAAAUCAAAUGUUUUGUGUGAUGGAUUUUA
Molecule: messenger RNA, 3902 nt
Organism: Gasterosteus aculeatus aculeatus (three-spined stickleback)
Lineage: Eukaryota; Metazoa; Chordata; Actinopteri; Perciformes; Gasterosteidae
Gene: actn2b
Product: actinin, alpha 2b
Molecular function (GO): protein binding; calcium ion binding
Source: RefSeq, a predicted model, not a curated record